Orycteropus afer afer is the source of this 3579-nucleotide messenger RNA. The record is from RefSeq and is a predicted model, not a curated record. NCBI's taxonomy places the organism in Eukaryota, Metazoa, Chordata, Mammalia, Tubulidentata, Orycteropodidae.
AUGCCAGCUCCUGAGCAGGGCUCUUUGGUGGAGGAGGGGCAACUGCAGACCCGCCAGGAAGCUGCCUCCACUGGCCCAGGCAUGGAAUCGGAGACCACGGCCACCACUAUUCUAGCUUCUGUGAAGGAGCAGGAGCUUCAGUUUCAACGACUCACCCGAGAACUGGAAGUGGAAAGGCAGAUUGUUGCCAGUCAGCUAGAAAGAUGUAGGCUUGGAGCAGAAUCACCAAGCAUCGCCAGCACCAGCUCAACUGAGAAAUCAUUUCCUUGGAGAUCAACAGAUGUGCCGAAUACCAGUGUAAGCAAACCUAGAGCUCCUGACACUGCCCAUCCCAACACCUAUCUCAUCCGGACAGAGCAAGAACAAGGUGCCCUCUACUCACCGGAGCAGACAUCUCUUCAUGAAAGUGAGGGAUCACUGGGUAACUCAAGAAGUUCAACACAAAUGAAUUCUUACUCUGACAGUGGAUACCAGGAAGCAGGGAGUUUCCACAACAGCCAGAAUGUGAGCAAGGCAGAUAAUAGACAGCAGCAUUCAUUCAUAGCAUCAACUAAUAACCAUUUGGUGAGGAAUUCAAGAGCUGAAGGACAAACUCUGGUUCAGCCAUCAGUAGCCAAUCGGGCCAUGAGAAGAGUUAGUUCAGUUCCAUCUAGAGCACAGUCUCCUUCUUAUGUUAUCAGCACAGGCGUGUCUCCUUCAAGGGGGUCACUGAGAACUUCUCUCGGUAGUGGAUUUGGCUCUCCGUCAGUGACCGACUCCCGACCACUGAACCCUAGUGUGUAUUCCUCCACCACAUUACCAGCCCAGCGGGCAGCCUCUCCAUUCUCCACACAGAGACCCGCCUCCCCGACAGCUGUACGACGGAUUGGGUCUGUCACCUCCCGGCAGACUUCCAAUCCCAACGGACCAACCCCUCAAUACCAGACCACCACCAGAGUGGGGUCCCCACUAACCCUGAUGGAUGCACAGACUCGAGUAGCUGCCCCAUCCCAAGGCCAGGUGGGGUCGUCAUCCCCUAAACGCUCAGGGAUGACCGCUGUACCACAGCAUCUGGGACCUUCAUUGCAAAGAACUGUUCACGAUAUGGAGCAAUUUGGACAGCAGCAGUAUGACAUUUAUGAGAGGAUGGUUCCACCACGGCCAGACAGCCUGACAGGUUUACGGAGUUCAUAUGCUAGUCAGCAUAGCCAGCUUGGGCAAGACCUUCGUUCAGCUGUGUCUCCUGACCUGCACAUCACUCCUAUAUAUGAAGGGCGAACCUACUACAGCCCGGUGUACCGCAGCCCAAACCAUGGAACCGUGGAGCUCCAAGGAUCACAGACAGCUUUAUAUCGCACAGGCUCAGGUGUUGGAAAUCUUCAAAGGACGUCCAGCCAACGAAGUACCCUUACAUACCAAAGAAAUAAUUAUGCUCUGAAUACAACAGCUACCUACGCAGAGCCCUACAGGCCCAUACAGUACCGAGUGCAAGAGUGCAAUUAUAACAGGCUGCAGCAUGCAGCUCCAGCUGAUGAUGGCACCACGAGAUCCCCAUCAAUAGACAGUAUUCAAAAAGACCCCAGGCAAUUUGCCUGGCGUGAUCCUGAGCUGCCUGAAGUCAUUCACAUGCUGCAGCACCAGUUCCCGUCGGUGCAGGCAAACGCGGCGGCCUACCUGCAGCACCUGUGUUUUGGUGACAACAAAGUGAAGAUGGAGGUGUGUAGAUUAGGGGGAAUCAAGCAUCUGGUUGACCUUUUGGACCAUAGAGUUUUGGAAGUUCAGAAGAAUGCUUGUGGUGCUCUCCGAAACCUUGUCUUUGGCAAGUCUACAGAUGAAAAUAAAAUAGCAAUGAAGAAUGUUGGUGGGAUACCUGCCUUGUUGCGACUGUUGAGAAAAUCUAUUGAUGCAGAAGUAAGGGAACUUGUUACAGGAGUUCUUUGGAAUUUAUCCUCAUGUGAUACCGUAAAGAUGACAAUCAUUCGAGAUGCUCUCUCAACCUUAACAAACACUGUGAUAGUUCCACAUUCUGGAUGGAAUAACUCUUCUUUUGAUGAUGAUCAUAAAAUUAAAUUUCAGACUUCACUAGUUCUGCGUAACACAACAGGCUGCCUGAGGAAUCUCAGCUCUGCAGGGGAGGAAGCGCGGAAGCAAAUGCGAUCCUGUGAGGGCCUGGUGGACUCACUGUUGUACGUGAUCCACACGUGUGUGAACACAUCUGAUUAUGACAGCAAGACAGUGGAGAACUGUGUGUGCACCCUGAGGAACCUGUCCUAUCGGCUGGAACUGGAAGUCCCUCAGGCCCGGCUGCUGGGACUAAAUGAAUUGGAUGACUUACUAGGAAAAGAGUCUCCCAGCAAAGACUCAGAGCCAAGCUGCUGGGGGAAGAAGAAGAAAAAGAAAAAGAGGACACCACAAGAGGAUCAAUGGGAUGGAGUUGGUCCUAUCCCGGGGCUGUCAAAGUCCCCAAAAGGGGUUGAAAUGCUAUGGCAUCCAUCGGUGGUAAAACCAUAUCUGACCCUCUUAGCUGAAAGCUCCAACCCAGCCACCUUGGAAGGCUCUGCUGGCUCCCUCCAGAACCUCUCUGCUGGCAACUGGAAGUUUGCAGCAUACAUCCGGGCAGCCGUUAGAAAAGAAAAAGGACUCCCCAUCCUUGUAGAACUUCUGAGAAUGGAUAACGAUAGAGUUGUUUCCUCUGUGGCAACUGCCUUAAGGAAUAUGGCUCUGGAUGUUCGCAAUAAGGAGCUUAUAGGUAAAUAUGCCAUGCGAGACCUGGUCAACCGGCUUCCCGGCGGUAACGGCCCUAGCAUCCUGUCUGACGAAACCAUGGCGGCCAUCUGCUGUGCUCUGCACGAGGUCACCAGCAAAAACAUGGAGAACGCCAAAGCCCUGGCCGACUCAGGAGGGAUAGAAAAGCUGGUGAACAUAACCAAAGGCAGAGGAGACAGAUCGUCUCUGAAAGUAGUGAAGGCCGCAGCCCAGGUCUUGAAUACAUUAUGGCAAUAUCGGGACCUUCGGAGCAUUUAUAAAAAGGAUGGGUGGAAUCAGAACCAUUUUAUUACACCUGUGUCGACAUUAGAGCGAGACAGAUUCAAAUCACAUCCUUCCUUGUCUACCACCAACCAACAGAUGUCACCCAUCAUUCAGUCAGUCGGCAGCACCUCUUCUUCACCAGCACUGUUAGGAAUCAGAGACCCUCGCUCUGAAUACGAUAGGACCCAGCCACCUAUGCAGUAUUACAAUAGUCAAGGGGAUGCCACACAUAAAGGCCUGUACCCGGGCUCCAGCAAACCUUCACCAAUUUACAUCAGUUCCUAUUCCUCACCAGCAAGAGAACAAAAUAGACGGCUACAGCACCAACAGUUGUAUUAUACGCAAGAUGACUCCAACAGAAAGAACUUUGAUGCGUACAGAUUAUAUUUACAGUCUCCUCAUAGCUAUGAAGAUCCUUAUUUUGAUGAUCGAGUUCACUUUCCAGCUUCUACUGAUUAUUCAACACAGUAUGGACUGAAAUCGACCACAAAUUACGUAGACUUUUAUUCCACUAAACAACCUUCUUACAGAGCAGAACAGUAUCCAGGGUCCCCAGACUCCUGGGUGUAG